Episyrphus balteatus (marmalade hoverfly) is the source of this 483-nucleotide messenger RNA. Its product is annotated as translation initiation factor IF-2-like. The transcript has a single exon. The coding region runs from base 1 to 483 and encodes 160 amino acids. Lineage: Eukaryota; Metazoa; Arthropoda; Insecta; Diptera; Syrphidae. The record is from RefSeq and is a predicted model, not a curated record.
AUGUUAACGAAGUUUAGUUUAGUAUUUCUGCUAUUAGCAGUUUUAAUUGGUGUUGCAAACUCGCAUUUUGGUAUGCUCAUGGGACCACCUCCAUUCGGUUUCGGUCCUCCAGGUCCAGGUGGUAACGGCGGUGGUCCAGGACGUCCACGCCCAGUAACAGGUUUUGGCCCUGUUGAUUAUGUUAUUAAUUCUGUUAUAAAUAAAUUUCAAUGUUUUGGACCUGGUGGACGUCCUGGUUAUCACCCACCCAAUGGUGGGCCAUGUUAUGGGCCUGGUGGUAAACCUGGUUACCGCCCUCCUCCAUGCAACUCACCUGCUCGACCAACGACUUCUGCACCAACAACAGUAGCAACUACUACAACAACAACAACGACAACAACAACAACAACAGCUGCACCAACAACAGCUGCCCCAACAACGGCUGCAACAACAACAGCACCUGCAUCCACAACUCCCAAUAUUGAUGACUAUUAUGAUUAUUAA